AUGCAAAAGUGUUUAUUAUCCAAGGUCCUCAUGAAUAUUCCAAAUCAGAACAGAAACUUAUCCACUUAUAAGCCACUUGUGGUGAUUGUUGGCACCACCGGGGUCGGGAAAUCCCAAUUCUCCAUUGAUUUGGCGACGAAGUAUCAUGGGGAAAUCAUCAAUGCCGACUCGAUGCAAAUGUAUUGUGGGGCACCGUUGAUCACCAACAAGCAUCCGAUAAAUGACAGGAACGGCGUGCCGCAUCAUGUCAUGAACCAUGUUCCUUGGGAGGAAGAGUACUUCAUUCAUAGGUUCGAGAAAGAAGCAUUGCUGAAGAUCGAUGACAUCCAUCGCCGAGGGAAAAUCCCCAUCGUGGUAGGAGGGACCAGCUACUAUUUACAAUCAUUACUCUUCACCAAUAGGGUGGUACGAGAGGACACAAACAAAACAAAACAAGAAGAGAUGGAGGAAGAUAAUGUAUUGUCGCAGGAGUAUCUUACUAAAGAGGAAGCAUUGAAAGGGUUGACCAAGGAACAACAGGAUAUUUUGAACGACACCCCAAUUAAAGUCCACGAAGCAUUGAAGGCCAUCGACCCAGUAAUAUCACACAAGUUCCAUCCUAAUGAUACCAGAAGAGUGAAACGGGUGCUCGAAAUUUAUUUCCGCACCGGCAAGAAACCCUCAGAAAUCUAUGAAAACCAGACCACCACGUCUUCUUCUUCUUCGUCUAUUACCACUGCUGGUUCGUCACAACUUCGAUUCCCUACUCUUGUAUACUGGCUUUGGGCAGAUCAAUCUACACUUAAUCAACGGCUCGAUACCCGAGUUGACUCGAUGUUUGAAAACGGAGCGGUAAAUGAGAUCCAUGAAUUAUACCAGCUGUACCAGCGGCUAUUGACAACUCCUGAGAACCGUUGCCAACACGGAGUGUUCCAAGUGAUUGGCUUCAAAGAAUUCUUACCAUGGUUGGAAGACGGUGCGACAAAUGACGAGUUGUUUGCCCAAGCCAUCGAUAAAAUGAAGGUGAAGACCAGGAAGUACUCCAAAAUGCAAAUCAAAUGGAUUAGGAACGUGCUAAUUAAGGAACUACAGCGAAACACUAGCCCUGAAGGAUUAUUUUCGGCAGAACUUGAUUUGUUGGACGCCACGGAUUUGAGUAACUGGCAAGAAAACGUUGCUGAAGAGGGAUUUAAAAAAUUUGAGCGAUUCUUGGAAAAUGAUAAUCGUGGUUUGAAAAUCGAUAUUCCAACAAAGAUCAAGGAGGUUUUGUUGCCGAACGAUGCUGGUGCCGAUGAGACUAUUAAGAGCAAAAAUUGGCAACUGUUUACUUGUCAAACUUGCGUUGAUAAAGAUUCCAAGUUGCCGCUUAUUUUGGUUGGGGAAGAUCAGUGGAAAAAGCAUUUAGCUGGAAGAAAGCAUAGAUCAAAUUUGAAUAGAGGAAAGAAACGUGAAGAAUACGAACAAUGGGUUAAACGACAAAAGCUUGUCAGCGAAGAGAAGAGCAAUGAUACAGAAAGCCAACAAUGA
Saccharomycopsis crataegensis is the source of this 1506-nucleotide messenger RNA. RefSeq names its product tRNA dimethylallyltransferase (gene MOD5). The transcript has a single exon. The coding region runs from base 1 to 1506 and encodes 501 amino acids. Gene Ontology annotation, biological process: tRNA modification. NCBI's taxonomy places the organism in Eukaryota, Fungi, Ascomycota, Saccharomycetes, Ascoideales, Saccharomycopsidaceae. The record is from RefSeq and is a predicted model, not a curated record. Gene Ontology annotation, cellular component: mitochondrion. Gene Ontology annotation, molecular function: ATP binding; tRNA dimethylallyltransferase activity.